Messenger RNA from Pseudozyma flocculosa PF-1, 7008 nucleotides. RefSeq lists its product as uncharacterized. Gene Ontology annotation, biological process: protein targeting to vacuole; endosomal vesicle fusion. The transcript is spliced from 2 exons. Gene Ontology annotation, cellular component: HOPS complex; late endosome. Lineage: Eukaryota; Fungi; Basidiomycota; Ustilaginomycetes; Ustilaginales; Ustilaginaceae. Bases 1 to 7008 code for a protein of 2335 amino acids. The record is from RefSeq and is a predicted model, not a curated record. Gene Ontology annotation, molecular function: protein binding.
AUGCCGUCCUCGACCCCUCUUUCCUCCAUCGACGACCGCGACGCCCACGCCAGCAUCUCCCACCUCGACGACCUCUCAGCCUCGGCGUGGGCCUCCGUCCCCGACAGCCACCGCGCAGCCAACAUCCGCACCGCCCACACUUCGGAGCCGGAUGAUAGCGCCGCCAACGCUUCCCUCGCCAUCAACUCACGCCAGUAUCAAAAGAGCCUUGCGUCUUUUAUCGAUGACGAUGACGACGACAACGACGACAACGACAACGAUGACGACGACGACGACAAUGACAAGGUCGUCGACAGUUCCCGCGGCGAAGACGCAGAAAGCGUCGGCACGGUAACGCAUCGUCUCGAAGAAGCUGCAGAUGAUGCUCGGCGCAAUGGGAACCUGGGCCAUAGCAGCACGAAUACUGCCGACGACGACGACGACGACGAAUCCUUCAUCUACACAGGCCAGGAUACGUCUUUCGACAGCGCGGUCCUCGGCGGUGGCGAGGACAGAGAUUCGGACAGCUACAGCGCCAAGAUGAGAGAGAUCCUUGGGAGCGAUACCGACGACGACGACGACGACGACGACCGCGCGCGAGCGCAGUCCAAAGCAGCAAACGAGACCGACAAGCGCAGUAACAGCGUCACCGACCAGAGCGAUGAUGACCAAGGGUCUUUUCAGUACCCAGGUACGACGCCGCACGACACCAGCUUCGAACCCGCUUCCGGCUCGACGGAUGGCCGCAGCCUCGUCGAAUCGGACCGCCACUUGCAGGCAGUGUCUGGCGGGGCCACGCCCUCGCCCAAUGGCUGGUCUUCCCUCCGCAUCCCUAUUCUACCGACUCCGCAGCGUCCGGCAGCCUAUCCGUCAAUAUCCAGGUUGAGAUCCUCUCUGGGCCCGUCAUCGAGCCCCUCGAGGUCCAGCGCACAAAUCAGGCUCGCUGGCCUCGGCGUCGAUUCGCCUGCCGCUUCGUCCCAAUAUCGACGAUCACCGCUGCCCCUGGGCAUCGCUUCGCCAUCCGCAUCGGCUUCUCAGCCCGCCGGUGCAGCCGUCCUCUCGCCACCGUCGAUCUCAUCGGCCAGAUCCCGCACCAGCUCCACGUCGUUCGCCUUCCACCCGCUGUCCAGCCGGAGAAAGCGGAAGGCCAGGACCUCCUUUCCAUAUGGUCCCACCGCCGACGCUGGGCAGGGUUCGCGGCCCGACAUGGACCUCGAGACGUCGAGCCUACGGUCAGAGCUCAUAGCCGCCGAACCGCUCGCGAUCGACGCGCCAGAUACAGACCAAGCAGGAAAGGGAAAGGCCAUCCUCAAGGAGGCGGUCGAACAGAAUGGAGAGAUGCGCAGGGACUUUGUCAGGUGGUCGGCACUGCGCAAGCUCUCUGUGCAAGUAGCCGCGAGACCUAGCGCGACAGAUGCGAACGGAACGAAGAAGAGCCCAGCAGACCCUGCUCAGUCCACCGUGCUGGCCGUUGCGGGCGGCUUGAUCGCCAUCGGAUCUGCAGAUGGCAAGACGAUGGUGUUCGAAUACUCGCAGGAGCUCAAGUGCGUGUGCGACAGCGGCGACAUCGCCGGACCGCCUGGCUCUGUCAGCGCUCUCGCCUUCUCGUCGGACCACACCUUCCUCGUUGCCGGACACGAGACAGGCCAUAUCUUCAUCUACGAUCUGAGCUUGCCAACGCACCCUUCGCGUCAUGUCCCGCCGGUGCCGCUGAGCGCGGUCAAGGCCGGUCGGAAGGAGGGCCACCUGAACGGGUCCAAGAUCGUCCACGUCGGUUUCAUCGGCCUGCGACAUACUGCCAUCGUCAGCGCUGACAACAAGGGGCUCAGCUUCUAUCACGCGCUCGGCAGGAUUCUCGGCGUCAGCUCCAACGAUACCCUUCGCCUCCUCGGCAGAUAUCCGCAGCAUGAGCAUGAGUAUGAACUCGGGCUCGCAACGUCCAAGAGAAGCACCGUGUUUGGCAUGGCGCCUCUGCCUCUCGGACCGAGGCCACACGCAGCCGACUUGCACCACUUUGUCGCCAUCUUGACGGCAGGGAAGUUGGUCAUUGUGGGUCUCAAACCAUCCGCUCGGACCUGGUAUCGCAAAGUGAGGCCCACGCAAUCCGAGGAGAAGGCCAGCGGUGCGUUCACGCAGGCAACGACUUCGCCAGAGGCAGCAGCAGCAGCAGAGGCAGCAGCAGCAGCAGCAGCAGCAACAGCACCAGCACCAGCACCAGCAGCAAACAAAGAAAGCGAGGGGCAUGCCAAUGGCGUUACAGCGCCGAGAAACGCCGCCGGCGACCGCGCUAGACCCCUCGUGCCAGGGAGUCUGUCGUGGUAUCCGGCCUCGACCGAGAUCGAUGGGCGGCGCAGCCGUCAGACCAACCCGAUCUUGGCGUUCUCGUUUGGCGAUCGGCUCCACCUCGUCCGGCUGAUCGCGCGUCAGGCACCGCGACACCAGACCCACGCGGAUGCGAGCCUGGCCGAGGCGCAAGAGGUGAUCGAUGUCGUCGAGCUAACAGGCAGGGACGGCCUCAAGGAACGGAGCAACAUCCUCGCUCUGCAGUGGCUCAGCCCGGACUUGCUCAUGCUGGUGAGCGAGAGCGGCCUCGCACUCUUCGACUGCCGCACUGGCGCAGUCACUGAACGCAUGGAGGGCGACAGCGCGGGCGCCGUCAUGCAAAGGCUGGUCGAGCACAGCUGGUACGAUUCAGUGCUCGGCAUCGACCCGCCGUCGGCCUCUACGGAAGGGUUGCAUGUCGAAGAUUACACCAUACCGUGCAGCGACCCGCAGGCUGCCGCCAAGCAUCCGAGAUCGUGGGCCGUCAGCCACAGCAUCAGGACGUCAAAGGGCAAGACCUUCUUCUUGACCAGGUCCGAGCUGGUGGUCGGUACACUGCUCUCUUGGGCCGAUCGGCUCCUGGCCUACGUAUCGGAAGGCGAUUUCCUAUCCGCGAUCGAGCUGGCCACGCUUUUCUACGAGGAUCGGGCCUUGGGAUCUGCUGUCGGGUUGCCCUCCGAUGCCGUCGACCGCAAAGCCGCCACUGCGCAGAAGCUGAGGGAGCUGAUGGCGGCCUCGGCCGAGUACGCCUUCAGCCCCGAUCGCCUGACCGACUCGACCCACGUCACGCCGGACGGCCGCGGCGUCGAUCGGACUUCGCUGUUCGAGGGACUCGCAAGGGUCUGUGCGCGCGCCUGCCUGGCGCUCAAGGACCUCAGCUUCCUCUUCGACACCCUCUACGAUCGCUACGAAGACAACGGCAUCGAGGGCAUUUUUGUGGGGCAGAUGGAGCAGUUUAUCGUCUCGGGUGAGCUGCGCACUUUGCCGAUCCCCGUGGUGCAGAGGCUGUUGGCGUUCCGCAAGAAACAGGGCGAGUAUGACUUGGCCGAGACCAUCAUCUGGCACGUCGACCCCAAGAGCCUCGACCUGGAUCAAGCCCUCUCGCUUUGCAUCGACCAGCGACUCUACGACGCGAUGAUCUACGUCUACAAUGCGGCGCUCGAGGACUUUGUCUCGCCCAUCAUCGAGCUGCUAGUCCCCCUCAAGAGGAUCCUCCAGGUCAGGCGACGCGUCGUCACCAGGCUCAGACACGCCAAGCUUAGAGACGAAUCUGCUGCUCCGGCGGUCGGCCCCGACGAGUGGACACCUGCAGCGCCGCUGCCCGCCUCGCAGCCCUCUUCCCUGGACCUCGGCUUCGCCGUGUCUGAAGAGGGCGACGAGCAGGAGUUUGAAGAUGCCUACAAGACCUUCUCCUACCUCUCGGUCGUCCUCACCGGCCACCAGUACCCGAGCCAGGAGCCCAUCUCCGACGAAUCGACGGCCAACAUGGCAAAGACGACCAUCUACUCGUUUGUCUUUUCCGGCCGGUGCAUGCUGUGGCCUCCCGGUCCCGGGGGCAAGCUAGUGCUGUUCGGCCUGGAGGACGAGGAUGGCGGUCAAGAGAGCGGACGGCACGGCCUCGGCGACGAUUCUGGCUCCGAGAAGCCGGCCUCGUCGCGUGAGAAACCCCACGGUUUCCUCAAGGCAUCAGAGCCGAUCUACCCUUACCUGCGGCUCUUUUUGGAGUUUGAUGCCGAGGCGUUCCUGGAUGCGCUCGACCUGGCGUUUGAGGACCCUUUCCUCGACGAUGAAGACCUCGUCGGCAAGCGUAUAAGCCGUCAGCUCGUGAUCGACAUCCUCUUGGAGCUCUCUCGACUGGGGUCCCGACACCAAAGAUCGGGCGCACACCGAGGCGCCGCGGACAGCCGCGAGCCAGGCGACCAAGAGGCAAUGGGUCGGACCAGGCAGGUCAGCGAGGCUGACGAUGCCCAGCCUGCGCUGCCUCCACUUUCGAGGGCAUUUGUCAACAUCUUCAUUGCUCGCAAUGCUCCCAAGUACCCGCAAUUCGUCAAGCUCGGAAAGGCCGACAUUGACCACCUCUUGCGCGCGCUCGCCACGCCUGAGCUCGACGCCGAUGACGCUGAGCACGACGACGCAUCGCUGACUGCGACGACGCGCGAAGACCGUCAACUAGCCACCGAAUACCUCCUCUCGACCUACAAGCCGGACCAUACUGAGCAGAGGCUCGACGAGUUCGAGCGCGCCGGUUUCUCGCGGAUCCUGCAAUCCGCCUUCCGGCAGAAUGGCCAGUGGGAUCGUCUCCUCGCGAUGGUGAUACGAGAUUCAUUCGGCAGUGCGCCUAGCACGGAGGCCGGCGAAGCGGGCGUGGAUCUCACCGGCUCGCAAGCGGCCUCGACGCGACGGCAGGCGUUUGCACACAUCGAGGAGAUUGUCGUCAAGGCAUCGAGAUCGUCCAGACGGGCCGAGAUCAUGCCGCGACUUCAUUCCUUGCUCGAAGUCUCGACGGACGCGAUGCUCGAGGCGGAUGCAUUGCACACAGUCGCCCUGCUGGACCGCUUCUUUCCAUCCAAGCACAGCGCAAUCAUUGGAGCGCUCAAGCAACGGCAAGACGAGGAGACGCUUUUGCUCUUCCUGCGUUGCUUUUUUGAGCCUAUGCAGGUCUUGCAGAGGUCGAACGGGGAGGCAAGGGCGAUUCUCCCGGAGGAGAGCAACGGGGAGGCCUCGAGAGGGGCCCGAAACGGGCAACAACCGCCGUCGCCGGACGACCACGAAGCUGGCAUCGGUGGCCAAGGCCAUUACGACGAGCUAGUUGCCUUUGCUUCGCCGGAGCAUCUCGACGAGGAAAGCCGAGACCUCUAUCUCGAGCUGUUGAGUCGCCACGAACCGGAGGCGAUCGUUCGCAACCUCGACCUGCGAGGCCCACGCUUCUUUGAUCUCGAGGCCACCAUCGCUUUUUGUCAGCGCGACCGGAUCGGCGCCGGCGAUGCGAUCCUCUGGUGCCUCGACCGGCUCGGCAGAGCCAAGGAAGCAUUCGACGAGCUCGAUGCGAUCCUCGCCGGCGCUGCGGCAAGUUUCGGCGAAGUCGUGGCAGCCGACGGGACGGCCGCUGAAGGCUCUCUCUCCGCCGCAGGCGAAAAGCGCCUGUUGCGUGGCGUCCGCCAGGCGGUCGACAUGGCCGUGCGGCUCUGCAUCGAGCGCGCCAACGACUUUUCCGGAAUGCACGACAGCGAUGACGAAGAUACGCUGCCGCCGAGCCCGAGACAGGGUUCGUCAAAGCCGCAGCCAAUCGACGCCGACGAGAUCUGGUUCCGCCUGCUGCGCAGCCUCGUCAAGCUGGUCCACGACGUCGCCGGUCUUUCAACGCCACCUUCCAACGCAGCGUCCACGGAGCCUGCCGGCCCCGCUCAGCGGCGGAUCUUGGGCAUCCUGAACGAAAGCAGAGAGAUCGUCCAGGACACGCUCUCGGCUCUGGUCGCAUCUACGGCUGCAGAAGCGGUAUCGUUCCCGGACCUCUUCCGGCGGUUGGUGGGCGAGGACGGCGCCCGGUCCCAAGGCGUGCAGCUCGCCAAAUACUACACCGAGGUCCGCGCGGUGCUCGAGGGCAUGCUGGGCGCGUACAGGCUGCGCUCGGACCUGCUCAAGAUCACUAACAAGCUCUUUGAUCGAGACACGUUCAACGAGUUCCGGCGUAUGACGACCCAGCGCAAGCGAGGAUGGCGGCCUGUCAGCGGACAAGCGCGAUGCUCGGGCUGUGGACUUGUGACCAUCGGAUGCAAGCGCGGAGAUGCAGCUCAAGGCGACGACGGACGCGCCCACCUCGCCGUCAACCGAACCGAAAGCAUGGCGGAAGCACCUAGCUACUGGAGCAGCCUGCCCGAGAGUGCGCCCAUGAGCCGGCGUUCGAGCCGCGACACGGGUGCCGAGGGCAACCUGCGGCGGCGUGUCUUGCGCAACAACUCAUCGAGCAGCUCGCUGGCGGUUCCCCAGACGCCGCUUCGGAGGAGGCCGAUGACGCCGUAUGACGAAAAGGCGGCCCCACUGUCGUCGCCUAGCAUCGACAAGGGCAAGGGGGUCGUGCGCAACUCCGAGGGACGGUGGGGCGACGACGACGAUGACAUCGACGGCUACUUCUCCGGACCGGCCGCCAUGCUCGCCGGGAACGCGUCGGCCAGUCAGAACGGGCCCGCACGCUCGUAUGGCAUGGCGAUGUCGGCGUCGGCGGAUAGCUUCAUGCUGCGCUCUGCGUCUUCAUCGUCGAGCCUGUCGCUGCGUAUCGACGACGGGCCGACCAAGAGGGAGAGGUCUCAGACCCAAUCUCACCUGCAGGUGUCACCGCCAUCAAGGGCGAGGAGCUCUUCUGCCGCUGCAUCCGCGUCGGCGGCGUCCGCCACCGACUCUAGCUCGCCUGGCGCGUCGCUGCGGAGGCAGAUGUCGGACGGCGGCUACCGAGCAUAUGGCGACAUCCGGGCUGGCGACCGCUCCACCAUCGUCAGCAGCCCCGACCGGGGCGGCCGCAACGACGUCGACGCACCCGCCAAGCCAGCGAGGGGAGAGUUGCUGUCGAUUCCACAGCAGGAACCGGCUGCCGAAUCAACACUGACGCCGGCAGGGGCGAUGGACGAGGCGAUCGUGGUGCUGCGCAGCGGAACAGUGUACCAUGAAUCGUGCUGGCACGCGAGGGUCGAAGAUGGCAUCGACAUGGUGUAG